This is a messenger RNA of Diachasma alloeum, 1284 nucleotides long. RefSeq lists its product as uncharacterized. Bases 100 to 1212 code for a protein of 370 amino acids. Lineage: Eukaryota; Metazoa; Arthropoda; Insecta; Hymenoptera; Braconidae. Gene Ontology annotation, molecular function: DNA binding. Gene Ontology annotation, biological process: nucleolar large rRNA transcription by RNA polymerase I; transcription elongation by RNA polymerase I; RNA polymerase I preinitiation complex assembly. The transcript has 5 exons. Gene Ontology annotation, cellular component: RNA polymerase I complex. The record is from RefSeq and is a predicted model, not a curated record.
UUUCUCGUAGAGAUAUAAACACUCGGCACACACGUGUAGCUGGACGCAGCUCUAAGUUGUCUUUGUCUAAUUAAUUUUGGUGAUAAAUAAUUAUUAAGAAUGAAAGUGGAAGCAGAAAUUGAGGAGGUGGUGAUUGAGCCUCGGAAAAUUCAACCGAUAAUUGUUAACUUCCAAAAUGGACAAUUAAAAGACACAGAAGCGCGGAAAAUGAAGUCAGGAGUGUUUUACGACGAGAAGAAGAAGAAAACCCUUGUGGCAAUGUCCAACGGUCAAGUGGUAUACCGAGGCUACCGUCCAGAUCCUGCGAAAGAGCUGACCUACACGAUGCUGGCGGUCCACAACAGAAAGACUGGCAAAGUUCGACUAAUCCAGGCGGAGCGGUGGCAGGUCGCUCCUGUGCUGGACCGAGAGCCCGAGAGGAAGGACGAGAUCGAUGGCAACAGACUCAUGAUGCUCAACAGAACGUUCGGGUCCAAGAAGGUCAAACGAAGGACUGAGCAGUACGAGAAAAUGAAGGUCAAUGUGGAUGCUGUCCAGCAGCAGCUGGAAGAGACUGUUUCCAACGUGGAAAUUGACAGAGACGACCUCACGAGUAAAAUUGAUGACCAAUCCGCACACUUACCUCCAUGCAACAGAGAUGCAGCACUCGUGGAAGAGGUUUAUAAUCUUCAUGACAUCAUCCCCAAGGAUCUCCUGAAGGCACUGCACUCUCAAGUUGAAUACAUUCAAGCCCUCGAGAGAACCUCAGAAUUUUAUUCACGAACGUUGAGAGCUGUCAAGGAAUGUCCCCAGACUGAGAAGAAAAUCGCAAUAUUGGAGUUCAUUUACUCAGUCGCUACUUGGUUGAAUAUGCCAAUGAAAGAUGCCAAGAAGAAGAGUAAGGACAUUUGUCCUGUGUCUCCAGAAGUUUCUCAGUAUAUACUCGAGACUUACAGUGUGAAUAGCACUUCAGGAAGAUUACGACCAGUGACAGUACGCGACAAGGCCCUCAUUCACUGCCUGAUCCUGACCCUCAUGAUAUCCAACUUCAAACUAGAUCUGGAGAUGUUCGCGACUCUCCUAACAGGCCGAUUGGGUCUGAAGAAGCUACUCGAACUGGCUAGAUUAAUUGGUGCAGUUUCAGUCAAAACUGAUAAGAAGAUAGUCUUCCUAAAGGUGCCACUACCAGCCGCCCCAACCCUGGUGCAUCGUGGAAAGAAGAAAAACAUGUAAAAUAAAAGCUAGAGUAAUGAAUUUUAUACUUCUUCGGUUUUAACGGGCUAAAUAAAUGAUAAGAUAUUUUCA